Messenger RNA from Zychaea mexicana, 3103 nucleotides. RefSeq names its product nucleoporin autopeptidase-domain-containing protein. Lineage: Eukaryota; Fungi; Mucoromycota; Mucoromycetes; Mucorales; Lichtheimiaceae. The transcript has 6 exons. Gene Ontology annotation, biological process: protein import into nucleus; RNA export from nucleus; post-transcriptional tethering of RNA polymerase II gene DNA at nuclear periphery. Bases 19 to 2865 code for a protein of 948 amino acids. Gene Ontology annotation, molecular function: structural constituent of nuclear pore. Gene Ontology annotation, cellular component: nuclear pore cytoplasmic filaments; nuclear pore. The record is from RefSeq and is a predicted model, not a curated record.
CUUAGUUCUUUACCCGCAAUGUUUGGCAAAAGCGCCUUUGGAAGCACUGGAGGAUUCGGCCAGCAGCAGCAGUCUUCUGUCUUUGGGCAACAGCAGCCUCAACAACAACAACAACAACCUUCUCCAUUUGGUGGAGGCGGAUUCGGUUCAACAACAACUGGAGGCGCGUUUGGCUCAACUCCCAACACAUCCACCGGAGCGUUUAGUCAAUCUGCACAACCAAGCGCAUUCGGCUCGACUGGACAAGCAACUGGCUUCGGAGCAAACACUGGAUCAGCAUUCGGUCAAUCGAGACCAUCUGCAUUUGGCGGAACGUCUGCCUUCGGCUCAGCAGGAACUCAACAGCAGCAACCAUCUACUGGUUUUGGUGGAUUUGGAGCUACUUCGACGCCAACUACAUCAGGAUUCGGCGCUGCAGCAAAUACCCAACCUAGCGGCGGUGGUCUCUUUGGCCAGAGCCGUCCUAGCGCCUUCGGAGCCCCCGCUACUUCUACUACAGGUGGUGUGUUUGGCGGCGGUGCUACCAGCUCUGCACCCAGCGCCUUUGGUGCCCAACCUCAACAACAACAGUCUGCAUUCGGUGGGGGCAUGGGAUCAGCAUCUGCUUUCGGGCAACCCGCUGGCGCUGCAGGUGGUGCCAAUCAAGGUACUGCUGUAGCCGACUUUACAGCAACGACGGAUCGCGAUAUUGCCUCGGGUACGAACAACUACUUCCAAACAAUCACAGCAAUGCCCCAGUACCGCAACUACUCUUUGGAAGAACUGCGAUUGCAAGAUUACGCACAGAACCGCAAAAACUCGGGUGCAGCAGGUACCACGGGCGGAUUUGGAGCAGGCGCAACAGGUGGAUUUGGAAGCACAGGAGCAACUGGUGGAUUUGGUCAACCUGCCGCAGGUUCUUCUGCUUUUGGAGGUCAACAGCCUGCGACAAACGCAUUCGGGCAGCCACAACAGCCGGCCGCUGGUGGAUUUGGCAGCACUGGCACUGGAACUGGCUUAUUUGGCGGCGGCCAACAGCAACCAGCAGCAUCAGGUACCUCAGCAUUUGGCGGCGGCACAACUGGUGGUUUCGGAAGCACACCUGGUGGAUUUGGUGCUGGUAGUGGUACCACAGGAGGCUUUGGCGCUACUGGAGGAUUUGGUGCUGCUCCAGGUAAUGCUGCAAAACCUCUGUUUGGCUCGCAACCUGCAGCAGGCGGAUUUGGCGCUACGACUUCGACUCCAGCAUUCGGUGCAGCUACAGGCGCAGCUACCGGUGGAUUUGGACAGCAGAAUCCACAGCAAACCGGCGCCUUUGGUGGAUUUGGAGCAAAACCUGCAACAACCCCAGCAACUGGCGGCUUUGGUGGUACUACCAGCGGUUUCGGUGGUGGCUUUGGAUCGACCGCAACAAGCAAGCCUGCCACCUCAUUCUCGUUCAAUACACCAGGUGCACAGACUGGCGCAACAAGUACUGGUUUCGGUGCUACUACUGGUGGUGGUUUUGGCGCACCACAAACGAACACUGCAGGCGGCUUCGGUGCACCUCAAACUCAACAAACAAGUCUUUUCGGCGGAAACAAACCUGCUGCUUCAACAUCUCUCUUCGGUGGUGGACAGCCAGCAGCCACUGGCGGCUUCGGCGCUGGAGCAACGGGUGCUGGUGGUUUCGGAUCAGGAGGCCUGUUCAGUCAAAAGCCAGCGACCGGCACGGCCGGCACGACUGGUCUGUUCAACAACCAAGCUGGCUCGACCGGCUUUGGCGGUUUUGGCGGCGGCUUGGGCACCCAGCAACCAGGAGCGGGUACCAACACUUUCUCUUUGCCGGCCACAGGCGGUUUGACGUCAUUCGGCACUUCUGGCCUCCAACCCGGUCAACAGCAACAGCCCUUGAUUGCCACUGUUGACAACAAGCCAUACGGCUCUAACCCACUCUUUGACACCAGCAAGCCUGCUCCUGCUGGAGCAAAGCCCGGUCCCAGUGCUGUCGCGUUGGACUCGGGCAAGAAACCUACAGCUGCUCAUCGGCCCAUGGCACCCCGCGUCGUCUCCAAGAUCAAGCUUCGUGGCUUCUCGCUCGGCUCUGCUAGUCGAUCCUCCACAAGCAGGAAGAUGAGCUCGCUCGAAGGCAUCAGCGACGACGCCGUGCUCGGUCCUAACGCCUUUUCUCCACGCACAAGCAACAAAAAGCUCGUGUUUGACAAGGAGAUUGACAGUGCUGAUAUUGCCGCGCUCCUGAACAAAAAGAGUGACAAACCCCAGAUGCUCUUCGAUCCUAAGCUGGAGAUGCUGGCACGCAAGAAGGAGACCGAACGGGAAAAGGAAGCUGGUGAUGCAUCCUCGUCUGCUGUCGCAGUAGCAGCAACGCCGUCCUCAUCGUCUGCCACUGCGCAUACAGGAAGCUCUGCUGCACCGCAGUUUGUUUCAACCAAGGCAUAUUCAUCGGCUAGCGCGAACGAAGGCUAUUACUCGUCUCCUACGCUCGAAACACUGCAGUCAAUGACCAAGGAAGAACUCAAACACGUCGACAAGUUCAUGGUGGGCCGCCACGGCUAUGGUGAAGUGCGGUUCGACUCGCCAGUGGACCUAUCCGAGUUGAAUUUGCACGAUAUUAUGGGAACCAUUGUGAUCCUCGAAGAGAAGAGCGUGGUCAUCUAUCCCGACGAAAGCACCAAGGCCGAGGAAGGCACUGCAUUAAAUGUCCCAGCAACAGUGAAACUAGAAAACUGCUACUCAAUGGACAAGGAAACCCGGAAACCGAUCAAGGACCCCGAGCAUCCUCGCUUCAAAAUCUUCCUCGACAAGCUGCGCAACCGUCAAGGUGUCCAAUUCGUGGGCUAUACUGUGGAAACCGGAACAUGGACAUUCAAAGUGGAGCAUUUUUAGCUUGCUAUUUUUACCGCAUUAACAUAGUAUACUCCUUUCUAACACACACAUUUACACACUUAUCAACCCUACACACCCAAUAUCUCUUUCUCCUCUCCUCUCCUCUUAGCUUAGUACAGACUGUCCCCCAUCCGUUUUUACCCGUCAACAAUUCAACCCUUUGAAAGUACACCCAGAAAUACUACAAAGACCUCAAUAAAUUCAUUCAAAAUCAAAGUCACACACUUGCUGAACCCAA